Rotaria sp. Silwood1 is the source of this 618-nucleotide messenger RNA. Lineage: Eukaryota; Metazoa; Rotifera; Eurotatoria; Philodinida; Philodinidae. The record is from the annotation of a GenBank genome assembly.
AUGAAACUGCUAGGUCCUCUUGAAUUUUCUGAUAUGAAUUUGGGUCCACCAAAUAAAAAUUCUUCUAUAUUAUGUACAUCAUCACGUUUUACUGGUAAUCAAAAAUCCAAAGGAAAAUCUUACAAUGUCGAUGUUAUAUUUCAUCAUGUUGAUUUAGAACGUUCUUAUAUAUGUGGUUAUUUAGGUAUAACUGGUUUAAUAGAUGAAUAUCCAAUAUUAUCAACAUUUUUUGAUGCUGAAAUAAUAUCAAAACGUUAUCCAUUUUUAACACGUAAAUGGGAAGCUGAUGAAGAAGUUGAUAAACAACAUUGGAGUAAAUUUGAUGCAUUUCUGCCUUAUAUUGAUACAUUUAAUACUGAUUCAUUUGAUUAUGAUCAAUUAUUAAGAGGAAAAAAUUCUGAUUAUGUUUUUAUGCGAUGGAAAGAACAUUUUCUUGUACCUGAUCAUACUGUUAGAGAUAUAACUGGUGCAUCAUUUGCUGGUUUUUAUUAUAUAUGUUUACAAUUAAGUACAGGAAAAUUACAAGGUUAUUAUUAUCAUAAUUCAUCUGAAUGGUUUCAAAGUUUAACUUUGGAACAUGUACCACAAAAGACAUCGAGUGUCUUUCAAUUUCGUUAA